AUGGUUGACGGAGAAUUCUUUGACAUUUCCAUGCGCCGGCACGGGUUUUUGCUAAUUGUUACGCUUGUAAUUUUAUAUCUUACCAUUCGAAGCUCUCGAGAGUCGCAGUACAAGAGAAACGAAAGCGAUGUUCAAUGGAAAAGAAAGCAGUAUGAUGCGCAGCUUUUAAUUUACAACAGGGUUCAAAAAUGUGGAAGCAGAUCUUUGCUCCAAGCUAUUCGACCAACCCUUGACGAUAAUGGAGUUCAAUUUGGAGCGGAAAACCUAGUUUAUUGGCUAACAAAAGAAGCCGAAGCUGAAGUUGUCAGUAAAAUUCAAAAUUUCUCCCAAAAAAAUACCCGGAGUCUAUGGGCACAACACAUUCACUUCCUUCAUUUUAUAGAAAAGCCGAUUCCUCUUUAUAUCAAUCUCGUCCGAGAACCUGUGGAAAGAUUUAUCUCGCAUUUUUAUUUCCGUCGAUUUUUAGACAACGGAAAGAAGAAAGCAAAUAUGGUUAACGGAAUGAUUAACGAAGGGAGCUAUAGGCAAUUCAAUCAAACGGUCAACGACUGUGUUCUUGCGAAUAGUAAGGAGUGCACAGCUCUUAAAAUCUGGAAGUCUGGAAUGGUACCAUACUUUUGUGGAGAUAUGCCUAUCUGCGAGGAACCGUCAGAAGAGGCGCUAAAGAUCGCAAAGAAUAAUAUCGACAGAUCUUAUCUUGUUAUAGGAUUGACGGAAAAUUUUAAUGAUUUCGUAGAAGUCCUUGAAUCUAUGCUUCCUAAGUUCUUUGAUGGUCUCAAAAUUCACAACAGCAUUAUUUAUGAAUAUGCGAGGGGAAAAACUGAGACGAAAAACAAAGAAGCUCAGCAGCCAGCGACAGAAAAUACCCUAAAAUUCUACGAAGUCGAAUGA
Oikopleura dioica is the source of this 891-nucleotide messenger RNA. Lineage: Eukaryota; Metazoa; Chordata; Appendicularia; Copelata; Oikopleuridae. The record is from the annotation of a GenBank genome assembly.